Molecule: messenger RNA, 1430 nt
Organism: Zerene cesonia (dogface butterfly)
Lineage: Eukaryota; Metazoa; Arthropoda; Insecta; Lepidoptera; Pieridae
Gene: Aanat
Product: dopamine N-acetyltransferase-like
Exons: 6
Coding region: 127-915 (262 amino acids)
Molecular function (GO): N-acetyltransferase activity
Source: RefSeq, a predicted model, not a curated record
UUUCGCAACCAUUCCAACUUCAAAUCUUGCCGCGAUCCCGUCAGGGACGUUCAGAAAUUACAGUUUACGCGCGAAAACUGACCGGCCGUUAAGACUAUUUAAAUAAAAAUAAAAAAUUUCCUCAAAAUGGCUCUUACUAGUGCUCGGAAUGUUGUGAAUUUGCAAGAUAAGGGACACUUCGAACAAGAAAAUGAACGGAUUACUGAAAAAUAUACGUUGGCGGAUAAACUACCAGCUCAACUCAAAGAGCUCAACCUUCGGCCACGUAGUUUGUCCAAACCUUCCUACAGCCUGCGGAAACUCACCACCAAUGAUAAGGACUCCGUUAUUGAUUUCUUGAGAAGAUAUUUCUUCCGCGACGAGCCCCUCAACCAGACCAUCAACCUACUAGAAACUCCUGAGUCCCGAUGCUUUGAAUUGGAAGACUAUGCAGCCAGCACAUUGGAGGAUGGAGUGUCUGUGGCGAUAGUUGAUGAAGAUGGCCAGUUUGUGGGCAUGGUUAUCAAUGGAAUUGCUAAGAGAGAUGAAGUGGACUACACAGACAAAUCAGAAGAGUGUCCUCACCCAAAGUUCAAGAGGAUUCUCAAACUGCUCUGUCACCUGGACAGAGAAGCAAGAAUCUGGGACAAGUUGCCAGCCACCUGUGAUACAGUUCUGGAGAUCAGGAUAGCUUCCACACACCCUGACUGGCGAGGCAGGGGGCUUAUGAGGAUCCUUUGUGAAGAAUCAGAACGGAUAGCCCGCGAGAUCGGCGCAAGCGCAUGCCGCGUGGACACGACGUCCGCCUUCUCGGCGGCAGCGGCAGAGCGCCUUAACUACAAGAACGUGUAUAGCAUUCUGUAUUCUGAACUGCCGUAUGCGCCACACCCCGACCCACCCCAUCUCGAGGCGAGGGUGUAUAUCAAACAGCUGUGAAAUAUUUCAAAGAGGCAAAAGCAACGGCUUGGCUUUCAAAAAGCGAAUGAUUUCAGCAAAGACAAAUGUUUAUAGAGUUAAGUUGUCAUUAUAACCUACAUAUGAUUAAGUAUUAUUUUAGUGCUACCUUAUAAAAAAUAGAUUCGAAAUCAAGUAUUGGCUGUUAUAGUAUAAUAAUAUAUCUUUAUUCUUUUAUCGGUUAACGCAUUCCAAAGUAAUUUGAUUCAAUUUUACGUAAUAAAAAUUUAUAAAUAAAUACGAAAAUACGCUCAAUUAAAAAAUGGCAGUUUGUAAGACAUACUUGCUAUUAAAAACGCAUACUAGGUAAUAGAUAUUAUGAUAAGAUUUUUAUGAACUAAGCUGUUUUAUUCUUAGGUAAAAACUUAUAAUUUAGUAUUUUAUAAAAUGGCGAAGUUCAUAAUAGAUGCAUAAUUAAUAAAUAUUCAAAAAGCGUUUUUUAAAUCAGUAAUGACCAAAAAAGUUGUUUGCAUGUAUGUACCUACAAUAAUUUUAGG